Molecule: messenger RNA, 864 nt
Organism: Sinocyclocheilus rhinocerous
Lineage: Eukaryota; Metazoa; Chordata; Actinopteri; Cypriniformes; Cyprinidae
Product: RING finger protein 212B-like
Biological process (GO): reciprocal meiotic recombination; homologous chromosome pairing at meiosis; protein sumoylation
Cellular component (GO): synaptonemal complex
Molecular function (GO): SUMO transferase activity
Source: RefSeq, a predicted model, not a curated record
AUGACUUCAUCUGAGCAUAAACAUCUGAGCAUUUACCCUGCAGCUGUGUUUCAAAACCGUGUGAGCAGUCUAGAGAGGGUUCUGGCAAUAACAGGAAAGCAGGGCGUAUGCCUCAUUUGCAAAGCAAAGUGUCAGAUCUCCCCACUGUCUGAUAACAGCAGCUCAGAGGUUCGAGAGCUUUUCUCAGAUAUCAGUUCAGUUGCAGUCAAGUACUUCUCAGAGACAAGCAAGGUAAUACAAUUCCAGGCCAGACACCAGAAAAGUUUAUUGGCCCACUAUCAGCACAAGAUUGAGAGAAUGAAGGAGGAUGGCCUGAAAAUGCAACAAGAGAUGCAGAAGAUGUCCAGAUGCAUGAGUACUGCAUUAGCGCAGAAACUUUCAGAACAGAAUGCCUACAUAUCAAAGUUAGAGAUGACUGUUCAAAAUCAAAGUUCAAGACUGGCAUUACAGUCCAACCGAGAUUUAACCUACAGUAUGGUCCCAGUUUCCCCGGUGACAAAAAUUCCCUAUUCUUCCCCACUCUCAAUGUCACGAUCCUUGUCCUCUGCUAGCCUAGCUGAUAGCAUAAUCAACAGAAGGGGGCACACUCACACACCAGAUGUCCUGAAUAGAAUUUGUCUUAGAAGCUCACCAAAGGACUGCCGCAUAGGUACAGUUCCUCACAGAGCAUCAAGUCAGAGCACUAUGGGUAGCCAUUCAGCACCGCUAAGUAUCUCUCGCAGUAGGGAAUUCUCCAGUGGUCUACGGGAGCCGGUGAUAACUCCAUCCCAUAAUGUGGCCUACCGCAGAGAGUCACCAUGGGAAACGCCUGUGUUCACUGUGUGCAAAUACGGCUCUGUGUCCUCCCUGGGACGCCCGCCAUGA